This is a messenger RNA of Haemonchus placei, 453 nucleotides long. Lineage: Eukaryota; Metazoa; Nematoda; Chromadorea; Rhabditida; Trichostrongylidae. The record is from the annotation of a GenBank genome assembly.
AUGUCCGCCAAGUUCUUGGUGGUCGAAGUGGACGACAACAAUGCUGCCGUUGAACUGGUCCAGUUAAUGUUGGAACGAGGUUUCGCUAGACUGAUGCUACUUGACGAUCUUAGCAAACAUCCCGCUUUGGCACUACGCCAACAACCUCAACUUCCCAUCAUUACUGAACCGUCUACACCAUCAAGUUCGGAACCCGGAUUUAACAUGGAGAAAAGUUCGUUACGGGAUAUCCUGUCCACCAAACCGAAAUCCCUACUGUCUGCAUGUGGUUUUGAUGACUCCAAACAAGAAAGUGAUCUGUUCGAAAUACUCGCCUGUACAAAUCCAGAAAUCAUCAACGUCCGGGUGAAGGAUGAAUCGGAUUGCAAUGAGGAAUCUUUCGCCGACAACGAGGAGCAUUCGUUUAACUUCGAUUUGGCAUCAACGAGCCAAAGUAAGCUGAAGUUAUGUUGA